AUGGGCCAAGACCUUUCCAAUGGGACGUACGAGCCGGUGAAGAAAGAGAUCAAGAAGCCCAAGCUGCCCAACUCCUGCCUGAAGCAUGCGCUCGGGGCCAUCUUGCCGGGCUUCUGCGUGACUUACCUCUGGAGCCAAGCGGACGAAUUCCGGGCCACCAAGUUUUUCCUAGGAGCCAGCAUCGGGUGCCUGUUUGCCAUAGGCCUGUCCUACCUCCUGAUUUUCCCCAUGUCCAUCACCGAGGAGAACAAGAUUGACCUGAUGAGCACCAUGGCAGGUGUGGCCGCCUUUGGGUGGGCCACCUCCCCACACUUCCGCUGCGCCUCCCUCCUGGUGGUCCCCAAGUUCAUCGGCAAGGAAGGGCGCAUCUACGUCCUCACCUACGUCUUCAUGGCCAUCUACAUCGGCCCUGUGGCCAACAUCCGGCACAACCUGAACGAAGUGGUGCGCUCCAUCAGCUGCACGGUGGAGCUGCAGAUCGCCAACGCCAAGCGCUCCUGGAAGGUCUCCACUGCGCCCUUGCGCAAGAUUCUGAAGGACAUGGUGAGGAGCGGCAAGACUCUUCGGACCGAAACCCAGGAGGUCUCCAAGUCCUUCUCCAAGCUGAAUGACCAAGUGGCCAGCAAAGCCGGGUAUGAUGAGCGCUCCAUGCGGGCCAAAGGGCGGAAGGGGAAGCCCUCCACACAAGAGGCCUACGAGGCCAAGACAGAGAAGCGCUGCUCCCACAUCAUUGACAAGUCCAUUGUCCGCUGCCAGGCCUGGUUCUCGACCAAGUACCGCGACUGCCUCCGCACCAUUGUUGUCCCUCUGGUCAGCCACUUGCUCUGCAUCCCCAUGAAGUUCAGCAUCCUCUGCCAUUUCGCCCGUGUCAUGUACACUUGGUGUCGGGACAAGAUCCCCGUGGAAGGAAACUUUGGCCAGACCUACGACCGGGUCAACGGCUCCGUGGACAACCUGAACCAGGACUUCACGGCCACUUUGGUCUACAAGGAAGAAGAGCAGUCCAUGCUGAUGGGGGCCAACCUGACGGCCCACAAGCACCUGGCGGACGACGUGAAUGAGGAGCUGGCCGAGCACAGCAAGCGCCUGGCCUCCGCCAUGUCCAUCUUCCGCGUCCUGCUCUCCGCCACCUUCAUCAUCAUCUUCGCCUCGGCCUUUUCCUACACAAACAGCUACAACCAGGACAUCCGCUUUGACAAUAUCUACAUCUCCAGAUAUUUCCGGCUGAUUGACGCUCGCCGUCGCAAGCAGAACAAGCGCACCUUGCUGCCUUUGCGCCGAGCCGAGCAAAGCAGUGUCGUGGAUCCGCUCCAUCUCUCUUUCCAGUCGGCGGAAACCAAGACCGUGAUGGGCGAAUUGCUGGGCUGCAUGCCGGCCUUGCUCUUCCUGAUGAUCACCUGCUCCCUGGACUACCUGCUCUACACCAUUUUCAGCACCAUCCGGCACCACUCCUUCGUGGAGUACUCCUUCCGCAGCAGCCACCACUUGGAGGUCAUCGUCGGUGGGAAAGGCAUAAUGGCGCGACUCCUCCGGAGCACUAUCGGUGCACUGAACACUUCCUCCGAGACGGUGAUGGAGGCCAACAACCUGGAGUGUCUCCCCGAAACCCGAAAAAUGACCCGGCAGCAAUACCUGACCUGCGCCGUUCCGCUGGGCGCACUGAUGGUGCUCUGCUUUGUUCAGGUCUACGCUUUCCGGCUCCGGCGAGUCAUUGCCGCCUUCUAUUUCCCCAAGCGUGAGAAGAAGCGCAUCCUCUUCCUCUACAACGAGAUGCUGCGGCAGCGCAUGUCCUUCAUCGAUGUGCAGCGCAAGCGCAUCAUCCUCCGCGCUCGCAAGAACCAGCGGCUGGCCAAGCCACUGGUGGACCGCCUGGGCCGCUGGUUCCCCUCCUUGCGGCGCUUCAUCAUCCGGCGCUGCAUUCUUUGCAACCUCCCCGAGUCGCCCCGCUCCUUCCUCUGCCCCAACGAGGACUGCGGGACCCUCUACUGCCGACUCUGCUGGCAGGACAUGGGGUGCCGGUGCUUCGCCUGUGACCCCCAGGCCGUCCUCUCUGACGACGACAGCGACAGCGACACGUCCGGCGGUUAUGCCGAUUAG
This is a messenger RNA of Anolis sagrei ordinatus, 2097 nucleotides long. It is a transcript of the gene DCST1, whose product is annotated as DC-STAMP domain containing 1. Gene Ontology annotation, cellular component: membrane. NCBI's taxonomy places the organism in Eukaryota, Metazoa, Chordata, Lepidosauria, Squamata, Anolidae. The record is from RefSeq and is a predicted model, not a curated record.